Messenger RNA from Mastomys coucha (southern multimammate mouse), 4882 nucleotides. RefSeq names its product RAB8B, member RAS oncogene family (gene Rab8b). The transcript has 8 exons. NCBI's taxonomy places the organism in Eukaryota, Metazoa, Chordata, Mammalia, Rodentia, Muridae. Gene Ontology annotation, molecular function: GTPase activity; GTP binding. The record is from RefSeq and is a predicted model, not a curated record. Gene Ontology annotation, cellular component: trans-Golgi network transport vesicle; synaptic vesicle; endosome. Gene Ontology annotation, biological process: Golgi vesicle fusion to target membrane; protein localization to plasma membrane; protein secretion. Bases 144 to 767 code for a protein of 207 amino acids.
UCGCUUCAAGGGGGGCGGAGAGAGAGGCGGGGCGGGGCGCGGGUGGCUUGGCGGACACGCCCCCUAGCCAGAGGCCCCCCCCCUCCUCGCCGCUUUCCACUGCCUCCUUGCUCUCGGCGGUCAGAGAGGGCCGGAGCGAGAAGAUGGCGAAGACGUACGAUUAUCUGUUCAAGCUGCUGCUCAUCGGCGACUCCGGCGUUGGCAAGACCUGCCUCCUGUUCCGCUUCUCAGAGGACGCCUUCAACACCACCUUUAUCUCCACCAUCGGAAUUGAUUUUAAAAUCAGAACGAUAGAACUCGACGGAAAGAAAAUUAAACUUCAGAUAUGGGACACGGCGGGCCAGGAAAGAUUCCGAACAAUUACAACAGCAUACUAUAGAGGAGCCAUGGGAAUUAUGCUGGUCUAUGACAUCACCAAUGAAAAAUCCUUUGACAAUAUUAAAAAUUGGAUAAGAAACAUUGAAGAGCACGCCUCUUCAGAUGUUGAAAGAAUGAUCCUGGGUAACAAAUGUGAUAUGAACGACAAAAGACAAGUGUCGAAAGAAAGAGGGGAGAAGUUAGCAAUUGACUAUGGGAUUAAAUUUUUGGAGACAAGUGCAAAAUCGAGUACAAAUGUAGAAGAGGCAUUUUUUACACUUGCACGGGAUAUAAUGACAAAACUCAACAGGAAAAUGAAUGACAGCAAUUCAUCAGGAGCAGGUGGGCCAGUGAAAAUAACAGAAAGCCGGUCUAAGAAGACCAGUUUUUUCCGCUGUUCUCUGCUUUGAUGAACUCCUCAUUCCUGAGAGACUGCAGAAUACCUAGAGGGCCCUUCCCUGCCUCUCUGAAAGCACAGGCUACCCAGCCUCAGAGUCACUUCGCCCAGCUGCUGCGGAGAGCACCCCGGAACUCUGACCCCUCAACACAGACCACCAAGUGGAUUUCAGCCUUGUGGCCUAGCAAAAGAGUGGGCUCCUUUUUUUAAAAAUGGAAGCAAUGAUGUGGAGACACACGUAGAACCUAACUGGUUUUUCCUUGUUUUACUGCCUGUCCUGGAAGCUGCUGUCUUUCUUUGCACAUGCGUGUCAGCCUUUCCCUGGUACAGCGUAAUCUUAGACUCUUAACUGAGCACUUUAGUGGCAUGAAGUUCUAGACUUGUAUAUUUGAGGAUGCUUAAAGACAGCAGAGCAUUAAACCAAGGUUGACCCGCUACAGUUAAAGGAUGGCGGCCUGGGUUCUAAUGUGGGCAGCAUUUAUUGAAGGGCUCUGAUUUGUAGUAUUCGUAAAACUCAUUAAAUUUGAUAUAUGUUUAAACUUUAUAAAAAUGCCCAUCUCUCCAGGGGCCAUGGCAUUGUCAUCUUUUCGGGGCAAUCAGUCAUGCUCGCCCCUGAGUAGCUGUGUCCCCUUUGAAGAGGCCAUCCAGGAAAUAGCCUCUGGAGAACAUUGCAGCCUCACUGCUCGAGGGUUCUGUUUGCUGUCCCUUCUCCUGUGUGACUUGCUGUCGUUAUUUCCUCACCUAAAACCCAUAGUUUAUGCAAGCACUGCUGUCUUCCCAUGCUUCAUGAGCAGCGACGUCACAUAGGUAGACACGUGGUCAUCACGACUUUCUGCCCACAUCCACCUGUGGUCUUGUCACAUUAGAAUAUGUAGUACAUUCUUUCUGAGUUUCACCCAUUAGCUUAUAUUACCCAGUUCUUAACCAGAAUCCCCAUCUAUUAGAGUUAACAAAGAUUAGAUUUAGAUUUUAGUUUGCAGAAAAGAUACAUAUAUGGAGAGAGGUUAAACAUGUUGAAAUGACUUUUUGUUCUAUUUGGGGUUUAAAAAAAUAAAAGUAAUUAGACCUAGCACAUCCUCCAGAAAUCUUGUCUUUGCAUUAGAGCACAUAUGAUUCAGGUCUCAGCUUUCAAAUAGCCAUUGCUGGGUGUCUAAGACCCAGCCCUGUGUGCUUAGGUUUGUCAUUAGAGAAGUGGUGUGGCCAUCCAGGCUGAAGCUCUCCAAAGGCUUCACGGCCUUUCUCACCAGAUGCUGGUUCUGAGGUCUCUCUUGUGAAACCACCACACUGGGGAUGGGAAGGGGAUUUAGUGUUAACCAUAGAUCAGAAUGUCACUGCUGUCCUAACACAGAGGGCAUAAAAACAGGAGACAGUGGCAGGCACUCCUCUCUCAUGUGCUGUACCUUAAGGUGGAUGUGGAUAGCUGGUUACACAGACAGUUCUGCCUCAGCUUGAGAUCUGUGGUUUCAGUGCUGGACCAGUCAGGCCUUCCUUCACAUCUGUUGGAAAGCUCAGAAGCCUUCCAGUGGCUGCAAGUACACCAGAGUUCCUUUUGGUGGCCGUGCUGAAUUUACCUUUGACGAACUUCAGCCUUUUCUUCUUUCUCCCUGGUUAGCUAUCGGCUUCAAAUCACACAGUACUACGCCCGUGCAAGCAGUUCACUCAUUGAGAGCUGAUUAUAAGUCUAACAUCGUGAAAUUAAAUACAUAUUUGAAAAGAACCAGUAUUUUCUGAGAAAUGUCUUAUCACUACUUUUCUGGAAAAAAGUUUAAGCAGUUACAUUGGUCACAAAGUACUUUGCAAAAAGCACAGGCCGUGACACCACAUACGAAUGUAAUUCUCUUAGUAUUUACCUCUGACUGUUUGGUGUCUUAACACUUCGGUUUCUAUCUCAGGGGUUGUCUGCAAACCAAAACUGACAUGUUCUGUGGUCAGCUUUUUCUUUUCUUUUCUUCUUUUUUUUUUUCAACAAAACAAAACCAGAAUGCUUUGCUUUUGAUAUCUUUGCUCUUCUUGUGUCUUUUGUGGGUUAAUAACUAGUCUCCAUGAACUUCUCUUUGAAAGAGCCUAUAAAUGUUAGGUGAGUCUAAAAGUGCUCUUUGAAGCAGCAGCAAUCGGGGAGUAUAUCCUUGUUAUAUAGAAAUACAUUGUCCUUGCUAUUUUCUUACAUUUAACUUUGCUAAAUUGUAUAUAAUUUGAACUCAGACCAUAGGAAAUUCACUUUCUGCAUGGUAGAAACAACCCAACAACUAGUCUACUUUGCUGAAUAAUGUACAUAGGGUGCAUUAUUUUUUCUAUAUGUAGAUGAAUUUAGUGACCGAUAAUUGUCUGUUCCCUGCUGAGACUGAAGAUAUCUAAAAGAGAGAGAGAGAAAGAGAGAGAGAGAGUGUGUGUGUGUGUGUGUGUGUGUGUGUGUGUGUGUGUGUGUGUGUGUGAGUGUACAUUUCUGUGAUCUUCUGGAUAGGGUACAUAGAGAUUUUUGCAGCAGUAUUAGUGGUUCAGUGGCUGCACUUUAUUAUUGUGCUAAUUUUUGAAGAUUGGACUCAAAAUUUUCAACCAGAGCCUGAGGGUAUCAGACAGUGAAGUGUACUGUAACUAAGCAGCAUGUGAAUCAGUUGGUUGUAAACUGUUCUGCUGGGAACUUAUUCUAGCCUCUUGUACUUCAGGCAGAUAAUAACAAAGCGAUCUACCCGUGCAUCAAUUGCUGCCACAGGCCUUCUUACUGUUCAUGUGGUCAUUUUAUGCAGUCUUUGUUAUAAAUUUCCUGAAGACUAUGCUCUUUACUUUGAAGGACUAUUGUUUUUAAUUAUACCUCAUUUAGCUAACUAAUAUUCUAAUAACCAGUAGAAAACAGUGAGCCAGCCUCUUAGCAUCCAACAAAUUUAGGCUGCAUGCUUUGUUUUGUUUUGUUUUGAACUGGAGGAAAAGAGAAAUACUUUCGAAUAAAGCAUGCAUGUCAAUAGCUAUUAGCAUACAAAAAUAUUACUUUCCUGUCCACUCAUUAAUGAAUUCAGCUGUGCAAUAUAGUAGGUUGUUCUGCAGUUUACCAGUAAGAAAUUGUAACUGCAUUUUCUAGGCUCCAAACGCCGAGAGUCUGUAUUAUGGCUUGUAAAGUGGCUUCCUACGAACAGGAAAAGGACAAAUUAGGCACGCUUUCUUUUCAAGCUUAUGACUUAGAUUCUUUUAUAAAUAUAGUUCUUAAUCUUUAAAGAUGAGAUUCCAAGUCUAGAAUUUUAAAACCACCUUUCAUUAUGGUGGUUUACUGAUCUCAAAUUUUCUACAAUUCAAUUUUUUUAGACUUAAGAACAGCUAAACAAAACCUUUCUUUAUCUUUCUUAUCACAUCCGGUGGCAGAGAGGACUGUCUGAGAAUGAAGCCCCAUGGUUCAUAAGGACAUAGCAGGUCAGGAUAUACGAAUAAAAGUUAUGAAUGUCAUGUUCAUUAGAAAGAAACUAAACGACUGAGUACAGAAAUGAAGAUCAGCGACCGUUUGUCUUAAGGAUUUUCCAGAUUUUACUUUGUAUCUUGAAGUGUGUGCCAUAUGCCAAGAACUAACAGAACUUCGUGUUUCAUCUUUGUACCUUUUUCUUUUUUUAAAGUGAACUAUGGUCAUUCAUUCCUGUGGCCUUACAGAUGGGUUUGUCUUGACUGUUUGCAAUUGAUGCUGCAGUUCCUUUAAUGCAAAAUGCCAUGAACUGUCUGACUAAAGUCAUGACCCACCAUGGGAGCUAUGGGGUUUCUUCAUAGACUUCUACUUGUGUGCUUACACAUAUUUUCCUUUGCUUCAGUGGCUUACUGUGGAAAGCUCCUGUGGAUAGAAUGGGCCUGCCAUGUGGCUAGUCUGUGAGUAGAACGGCCCACCGUGUGGCUAGUCUGUGGGUAGAACGGCCCACCAUGUGGCUAGUCUGUGGGUAGAACGGGCCGCUGUGUGGCUACCCGCCGUGUAGCUAGUCUGUUGAAGCCAGUUCAUUAACUGUACUGAUACUGAUGUUGUGUUUUUUAAAAAUGAAUUUUAUUCCAGGUGAACUUUUUUUUUUACAAUAAUGUUCAUCUAAAAUAAAAACUACAUGAUGAAAAAUGUUUAUGACUCUUAAGUGGAUUGUACAUUUUAGAAUAUAUAUGGAUUUUAAA